Messenger RNA from Cyclopterus lumpus (lumpfish), 3236 nucleotides. RefSeq lists its product as uncharacterized. Gene Ontology annotation, cellular component: intermediate filament. Bases 147 to 1679 code for a protein of 510 amino acids. Lineage: Eukaryota; Metazoa; Chordata; Actinopteri; Perciformes; Cyclopteridae. The record is from RefSeq and is a predicted model, not a curated record. The transcript has 4 exons.
AUCUCACUUUGUCUCUCGCUCACACCCACUCACCCUCACACACUCCUGAACUCCACACACACUCUCUCUCUCUCACUCUCUGCCUCUCUCCCUCUCAAUCCCCCGUACAGAGCAGUGGGACCGGACACCACCAGGGUAAAGGAAACAUGAGUUACUCCGGCGACAUCUACAGCAGCAGCAGCUCCUAUCGGAAGAUUUUCGGAGAUGCCCCCCGGUCCGGCCGCGUGGGUCUGGGCAGCAGCAGCAGCAGCCCGUCCCGCCUGCACUCUGCGGGAUACCGCAGCACCCACCGCACCUAUGGUUCCCCCUCCGCGAUGUCCUCCACCAACUACCGCAGGACAGCGGCUUCUGGCCGCCUCUUCUCCUCCAUGCCGGACUCUGCCAUGGACCUUACCCAGACCACCGCGGUCACCAACGAGCUCAAGAUCGUCCGCACCAACGAGAAGGAGCAGCUGCAGGGCCUCAACGACCGCUUCGUGUCCUUCAUAGAGAAAGUGCACAACCUGGAGCAGCAGAACAAAGUCCUGGAGGCAGAGGUCACGAUGCUGCGCCAGCGCCACAACGAGCCCUCGCGCCUGCACGAGCUGUACGAGCAGGAGAUCCGCGAGCUGCGGGCGCGCGUGGAGGAGCUGACGCACGAGAGGAGCCAGAUGCACCUGGACUGCGUGCAGAUGAACGAUACGCUGGAGCACGUGAGGGAGAAGCUGGAGGAGGAGACGAAGCUGCGCGAGGAGGCGGAGAACACCCUGAAGAGCUACCGGAAGGACGUGGACGACGCCACCCUGGCGCGCCUGGAGUUGGAGAAGAAAGUGGAGUCGCUGCUGGACGAGAUCGCCUUCCUCAGGAAAGUUCACGAGGAGGAGCUGCAGGAGCUGCAGGCGUCUCUGCAGGCCACUCAGGUGUCAGUGGAGAUGGACAUGAGCAAACCGGACUUGACGGCCGCCCUGAAGGACAUCCGGGUCCAGUAUGAGAACCUGUCGGCCAGGAACCAGGUUCAGGCAGAAGACUGGUACCGCUCCAAGUUUGCCAGCGUGAACGAGGCCGCUGCCCGCAACCAGGACGCCGUCAAGCACUCAAAGGAGGAGCUGAGCGAGUACCGCAGGCAGGUGCAGGCCCGCACCCUGGAGAUCGAGGCCCUCAGGGGCCACAACGAGGCCCUAGAGAGGCAGAUUGCUGAGAUGGAGGAUCGACACAACAAUGAAAUGGGAGACAUGCAGGAUACCAUUCAGCAGCUCGAGGCGGCACUGCGCAGCACCAAGGGAGAGAUGUCCCGUCACCUGCGCGAGUACCAGGACCUGCUGAACGUCAAGAUGGCGCUGGACAUUGAGAUCGCUGCCUACAGGAAGCUGCUGGAAGGCGAGGAGUGCCGCCUCAGCUCCGUUGGUGGGGCCAUGGUCCAGUCGGGCUACCAGGGCUUCUCCUACAUGUCAGCCCGCUCCUACGGCCUCGGAGCCUACAGGAAGUCUGAGGCCAGGCCUGAGGAGGAGGAAGAGGAGGCCGAAGAAGAGGGGGAGGAGGACGAGGAGGACGAGGAGGAGGGAGAGGAGAACAAAGAGGAGGGAGAUGACCAGGAGGAGGGUGAGGGAGAGGAGGAUGAAGAGGAAGAGGAGGAGGACGAGAAGCAGAAAGAAAAGGAGAAGAAGAAGGAGACCCCCGCCGGCAAGACCAGCAAGAGCUAAACCGCUAGUGUCAACAUCAUCUUCAUCAUUAUCAAUAACACAUUCCUCAUCCUCAUUCCAAUCACUUAUAUGGAUCUGGUCUCUGUUCACGUCAUCUCUGUCAAACACAGUUCUGCACACCGUCGGCACCGUCUAUGUUUGCUCUGUAAUUCAGAAGUGAUUUUUUUAGCUUUAUUAGCUGGAGAAUGAGCUUUAGAAGGAAAUAGAUGCAUUACAAUGACAGAAGAGUUUAGGUCAUAAACACACUUUGCGGAGGUCGUCGUCAUUUUUCAUCACAUCGGAAAGCUAGCAUGACGCCACUCAUUUCCUUUAGUUUGAAACAACAAUAAAUGUGCCAUUAAUGAACAAUAUUUACAGGAAGAGCAAUCAAAACCUUGAAAGUUACACAUUUUGUCAGCACACAGACUUUAAGAAGUCAGCCAGCCCAACUUUUACGGUGCUAUUUGAUUUUUACACGUAAAAGUUGGAGAGUACUGUAAGUUAAAAGCGAUUUUAUCAUCGAGCGAAGCUCUACCAGCUCAUUCCUAAAGGUCGGCUUGUUACACAGGAACGUUUCGAGGAAAGACCGCUUCUAUCGGAACUGUGAGUCCAACCCCACAUUUCCCACAGAAGGUGAAAGCUUUUCACUCCCCUCGUUCUUCCAUCGCGCUCCAGUUCUGCAUCUCAUCCCACCAUGACAGACGAAAAUGUACCACUUACCAAUCGAGCCCCUUUCUCAUUCUCUUUAAUUCACUGCAGUGUCACAGCACGGCAAUAAUGGAGCUCAGAAAAAAAACAACUGUACAUACAAAUGUGUUGGGAGAGUGGGUGGUUGUUUUCCAGUUGCUGGAAAGGAGGAGUGCUGAAACUUCUCCGCGAGGGAAUGCAUCUUUGGGAAUGAAAACAUAGGGUUUAAAUUGCUGCUAUAUAUAUAUUUUUUGAUUCUUUGAUUGAUUCAUUUGUCAAUGAAUGUAUCGGCCUGUCAGAGUUUAUUACAACUCUGCAAGUCUAUUCCUGCAUUUCCCUUUUUAAUUUCUCCUUCUACAAAAUGUAGUGGUACUUUUGUUUCACGUAGCGUGUCUGUCGCUGUCAGGCAGCUGAUGAUGACACUGACGGCCCUCAGCUCAGACUGUAAGUGGCAGGAGGAGCAGAAGCCGCAGGAGUUGUGGCCGAAUGGUUCAGAGUCGCAUACGAGGGCUACUUUCACCACCCUCCUCUCACUUUACUCUGAACUGUUUUAUUUCACCAGUGUUCAUCAGUUUGUCCUCUGUUUUUGUUUUUUGUUUAGACAAAUGAAUCAACCAACGGGCAUGAAUGCAUGGCCUCACUCUUUGAGCUUGAAUAUCUGCUGGAUGGGAUAGAUGUUUUGCUUGUUGUGUGUUAAAUUAAGAAACUUGCCUUAAUCAUGACUGACAGUUCAAAUAAAAGAUGUGAUCCCCUCCAUCUCACUUGUUUUUUGAGAGGCUGAGGAGUGCUGAACCUUUCCAGACCUCUGCUAUACAACUGUGACUGUAUACGUGCUGCUAUCUCACGCAGUGAUAUUCCUCUCAAAGCCAAAUAAAGACAUUUAUGAACCAA